CCUUCCAAAAUUUACUGGAAUUAUGAAAAGCCUAUCAGAACUCUAUAUGGAUGUGACUGCUAUUAAGAAACUAGCACCCUCAUCGAUCAAGUAUUUGACUGCUCUUACUUUAUUUGAUCUAAGUUACUGUGGAAAUCUCAAAUUUCUUCCAUGCAACAUGGAUAAUUUGAGGUCUCUUGAAAAACUCAUUAUUUCCGGAUGCUUAAGACUAAAACUGUUGCCAAGGCUUCCAUCAACUAUAAGAUAUAUAGAUGCUCGAUAUUGUUAUUCUCUAGAGCCAUCACCAGCACUAGUCAAACUUAGUAGCUUGUUACAACCUUACUCCCAGUGGUUUCCAUACAAUGAGAGCAGUGGUGGAGUGGCAUUUACAAUAUUAUACCGUUUCCUACAGGGACUCCUUUGUCAAAAAACUGUUAAUGAAACUUCUACCAAAAGGAAAGAGGAUGAGGGUGAAUCUAUAACUGAAUUUCAAAUAAUUAUUCACGGAUUUGACAUUCCGUCUUGGUCAACUCAUCAAAGUGUGGGGAAUUCAAUAAGCAUAGAGCUGCCAUCAAAUUGGUGUAAUUGUAAAUGGAUGGGAUUUGCCAUCUGUGCAUCAGCAUCAGCUAGUAAACCGAUAAGAAUUGGCAUUAGAGCUCGUGUGAUAGCCCUUGGUGAUACGCCUCAGAAUAACUAUGUCUCUAAACUUUUGUUUGGGAUGAUGCCUUGUGAGGACAACAUUUGGCUACUGUAUUUGUCUCGUGAUAAUUGGUUUGCUACUGUUGGGAAUGGUGAAUGCAGUCAAAUUAAGGUAAUAUUUGAGACUGAUGACUCUGCCCUUCAUGUAUGGGAAUGUGGGGUCAAUUUGUUAUACGAGCAAGAUGUAGACGAGUUCAGCCAAACCAAUGCACAAUGUUUGAUUGAGAAGUUGAGAAGGGAUUAACCUCUUAAUUCACUGGUAAUGGCCAACUCAAACAUCCUUCAUGUUAAUGCCCAAUCCUAUUUUCUUUCUAACUAUACUUUGGUUUCGUCACUGUCAAGUAACUCCCUGUUAUUUUUCUUCUUCUUUUUUUGUUUCACCAUGUGCAAGCAAUCCCAAUCACCCUGUACUUUUUGAGUGGAAGAAAAUUAAUCUUAGAUUCCACCAUGAGGUUAUUGCCAGUUGUCUAAGCCUCUACAUCAUCAUCACUUACAAGAAGCAUAAUAAUUAGUAAAACAUUAGGCAAGCAGUUUAGAAUAUGAUCUAGAUAGGAAAUACAUUCUCAAGCUUAACCCAUUACAUUUCUCAAAGGAUUUUGCUAAUGUAGAUCUUUCAAUCCUAAUUUGGCAUCCUAUAUUUAACUAUCAGAGUAUUAUGCUAUUUUGCAUAUUUAUUUUGCGCUGGAAAAAGAAAUACUACUUUUCCUGAUAAAUUUUUGAAACAUGAAAACUUGAGACGGUAUGGUAUUUCCUUCCCCACCAUAUAUAUUCUUCAUAAUUACUGGUGUCAUGCCUUCUAAAACAGGUAAGAAACAACUCCAAUUUCAGUCAUUAGUAAGGAGUGAGUUGUGUAGUUAUUAUUAUUAUUAUAGUACCAUACUAACUCAAGUUUUCACAUAUAUGCAGUGGGUGAUGAUGAUGAUGAUUGUCAUGAUUGCAGAAGAUGGCGCUCAUGUUCUGUUUGUACUUUGACUAUCUUUUUUUCAUAGGAUGAAUUUCAAUAGAGGCUUUGGCAAUUAGAUAUGUACAUGCAUUUCAAUCAGCAUGACUAUGUUAUAUUGAAUUUGUAUUUGGUUCGGGUAUAAUUAUUUAAAAGCUUGUUCAAGUGGUA
Quercus lobata is the source of this 1789-nucleotide messenger RNA. Its product is annotated as disease resistance protein RPP2B-like. The record is from RefSeq and is a predicted model, not a curated record. The coding region runs from base 23 to 922 and encodes 299 amino acids. NCBI's taxonomy places the organism in Eukaryota, Viridiplantae, Streptophyta, Magnoliopsida, Fagales, Fagaceae. The transcript has 2 exons.